This is a messenger RNA of Acanthosepion pharaonis, 1935 nucleotides long. Lineage: Eukaryota; Metazoa; Mollusca; Cephalopoda; Sepiida; Sepiidae. The record is from the annotation of a GenBank genome assembly.
AUGUCAAGGAAAAAAGAGAAAGAAGAAGGUUUGUGUGGAAUCGGUUUAUGCAAGCCGAAAUGCCUUCAACCGUGCGCCAACAUCAAAGUAUUUGCCGUCUUUUACGGAUUCAACAUUUUAGUGACGGUUUCAAUUGGUGUUUACUUCUCCUCGCAAAUUACGUCCAUUGAGAAACAGUUCAAUUUUUCAAGUGAAGAAAGUGGUAUUAUCUCAAGCACUAAAGACAUUGGAUUCGUCUUCACAGUCCUCUUAUUCAGCUUCUUUGCUCGAAGAUCGCACAUUCCAAUACUUCUUGGAAUAAGUACCGUCCUGUUUGGAAUAUCAGGUAUCAUCGCGUCCAUUCCUUACUUUUUGUUUCCGGUCGAAGAAAUUCCUCAAGCAUUAAAUUCAACCAAUACAGUUUUUGGAAAUGAAGGGCUUUGCAGCACUGAGAGUGACAUUGAGCAAAAUUACACUCUUAAAGCUACAUCAGCCCUUACAGAUUUGUCUCAAGAAACGAAAAUGUCCAACAAACCUGCUAUGCUUAUUCUUUGCCUUGGAAUGGCACUCCAAGGAAUUGGAAAUGCACCAAGAUCAUCUUUGGCAAGCACCUAUAUUGAUGAUACCCUGGAAAAAACUAAAGUUGGAUUGUUCGUGGGUUUUAUUACAGGAAUCGGUAUAAUAGGACCUGCCAUUGCAUUCAUUCUUGGAGCACAAUUUAGUGCCAUGUAUGUUAACUUAAAGAAGACCAAUAUCACUCCACAUGAUUCGCGAUGGAUUGGUGCUUGGUGGUUGGGGUUCCUCGUCUUUGGGGCGGCUUCAUUUGUAGCAGCUCUGCCAAUGUUCUACUUCCCGAAGAAAAUGAAAAAUCGAAGGGUCGACUUAAAGCCAGAAAAACACAAAGACAAAGGAGAGUAUAUCAAAGAAUUUUUGGCUUUGUUUUGGAAACUCAUGAAGCGGCCUGUUUACUUGUUACAAUGCUUCAAAUCGAUCGUCGUCAUUUUCGUAAUGGCCGGAACGUUUCCUUUUACGGCAAAAUACGUUGAGACUCAGUACCAGCUUCCGUCCUGGAAGUCGAAUAUUUUUAUCGGCGCCUUUGGUAUAUUAAUAGCAGCUUUCGGAACAAUUGCUGGCGGUGUGAUGACUUAUAAAUAUAAGAUGACUCCCAUGGCUUGCCUACGAUUCACAAUCGUUAUCAACCUCAUCUCGUGCAUAUUCCCUGUCACUGGCUACAUGCUUGGCUGCAAACAGCCUGUUAUAUUAAAACCGGGCGAAACCAGUGGGCUUUUUGCUACUUUGUCUAACAACUGCACAAGGAGUUGCACUUGCACGGAUGACAUGUUUCAGCCAGUUUGUGGUGCCGAUGGUGCAAAUUACUAUUCGCCUUGUCAUGCAGGUUGUACAUCCAUGUUCAACGGGACCUAUAAUGAUUGUAGUUGUGUGCAGAGCCUGAUCAAGACUGCGUCGCCUAGUUACUGUCCGACAGAUUGCACCAAUUUGUGGCCAGCCAUUAUCGUUGGAUUGAUUGCUGCUUUUUUUCAAUGUCUGUCUCUGAUGCCCAGUUAUAUUUUAAUCUUAAGGAGUAUCAAAGAAGUGGAAAAACCGUUUGCGCUGGGUUUUCAAAAUUUUCUCCUCUCUCUUCUCGGUUUUAUCCCUGGUCCAAUUGUCUUUGGCAAGGUAGUCGACUCCGCCUGCCUGAAAUGGCGGUCCACAACGGAAAAAGGCGGCAUGUGUAUGCUGUACGACCUGCACGAUUUUCGUCUAAAGUUUUCUCUUGCCCGCUUUAUCGCCUCGGUCAUUAUAUUUUUGAGCUUCCUCGGCGUUUACUAUUUCGCUCGGCACCUAAAAGACUGGCAAACAAAUGAAGACAUACCAGAGAUACAUUUUGAUGCUGAAGAAGAAAAAGUCUUUAUUGAAAAGAAUAGUAAUGUGGAUAUGAACGACACAGUAUCAUAA